This is a messenger RNA of Polistes canadensis, 869 nucleotides long. RefSeq names its product iron-sulfur cluster assembly 1 homolog, mitochondrial (gene MagR). Gene Ontology annotation, molecular function: 2 iron, 2 sulfur cluster binding. Gene Ontology annotation, cellular component: mitochondrion; cytoplasm. Gene Ontology annotation, biological process: iron-sulfur cluster assembly. The transcript is spliced from 3 exons. Bases 30 to 422 code for a protein of 130 amino acids. Lineage: Eukaryota; Metazoa; Arthropoda; Insecta; Hymenoptera; Vespidae. The record is from RefSeq and is a predicted model, not a curated record.
UUUACCAUGAACUAGAUGGCAUUUUACAAAUGGCGUCAUCCAUGAUGGCUGCCGCCACUGUUCGAGCUGUCAAAGGACGAAAAAUUCUUUCUACGAGAGCUGCACUGACAUUAACACCUAAUGCUGUUAAGAAAAUUAAGGAAAUUUUGGAUAAUAAAUCAGAAUAUAUUGGUCUUAAAGUUGGUGUAAAACAGCGAGGUUGCAACGGACUGAGUUAUACAUUAGAUUACGCUAAAGAAAAAAGCAAGCUAGAUGAAGAGGUGGUACAAGAUGGAGUUCGUAUAAUAAUAGAUAAAAAAGCUCAACUAUCGCUUCUUGGAACGGAAAUGGAUUAUAUUGAAAACAAACUAAGUUCUGAAUUUGUGUUUAACAACCCAAAUAUCAAAGGGACGUGUGGAUGUGGUGAAAGUUUUUCAGUAUAGUCAAUAUUAGUUCUAUAUAUAUAGUAGUCAUUUUAAAUUGUAUAAUUAAUACUAAAAUGGAGUGAUUCAAUUAAAUAAGAUUUAAUUUUUGAGAAGUAAAAUCAUUAGGGUAUGCACUGAAUUAAAAAUUUUUAAAUUAUACAUUUAUUUUAUUGUUUGACUGUGUGUGUGAUGGAGAUAAUUUUCUUCGAUUUUAGUUAUGGGGUAAUAUAUAUUAUUUUAUGUUCAAAUAAAUCUGAUAUUGUUUAUUUGUAAAGCUUAUCUUUAACUUAGAAUUUGAUGUUACUUCACAUAUGUAUGUUUAAUAGACUACCACUUAUCAUAGUCAACCAAUUUUAAAUUAUGUAUUCUUAUGUAUAUAUGUAAAACAAAUCUUUUUAUUCGUUUAAGUAAAAUGAUGUAAAUAUAGAUAGAUAAAUCAUCUAUAGAAAUAAAUAUACAUUUAAA